AUGACGUGGAGUGCGAGUUUCCUCCUCAACCGUAGCAGCAGAGCAAGGGGGAAUCCGGCAUUGAGUCGACUACAUUUGGAAUCCCUGAACCGGGAGCUGAAGCUGACGUGCCUGAGAUCGACGCGGGGAAGAGUAGAACCAAUCGUGGAUCUUUCCAUCAUCCUUACCCUCUGCCCGAGGGUUCACGAGGUGAACCUGGCAAACACGGGUCUGACGAACGAGGACCUCUACACGCUGAUGCAACUGGACACGAUCACGUCGUUGAGCAUCAGCGCAGAGCGGGAGCCUCAGUGGGACUUCCACGAGGGUCUGGCCCCUCUGCUCCAGGUCAAGGGUCAUCAGAUGGAGAGCCUCAUCGUCACCGACUUCCUCCUCGUCGACGUGACUGGUAGGAGCGAGCGGCUUUUCGUUACCGGAGUGAAAACUUUUUGCUUUGCUUCGUCGAGCCUCAAGUUUCCCCAGAUCGCUGAGGUGGAACAGUUGAAAACUUGGUGCAGCCGGCUCGUGAUUGCGGAUGCCAUGGAAGAAAUUGCCUUCAUCGUGAUAGGGCGCUGGUGCCCGAAUCUAAAAAACCUGGCCUUCUCGGGGAAUCAAGAGUACAAGCCCGUGCCUAAUGGGAUCCUGGGAUCCCAAUUCCCCAACCUAAUCGCCCUGGAGAUGUGGUGCUCCUGCGACACCCUCCUGUCCGAGUCCACCCUCAAGCACCUUCUCCUCAAUGCCAAAUCGUUACGGAAUCUCCUCGUCAAGGGUUGCGAUGUUUUCACGAACGAAUUCAUGCUCGAAAUUUGGAAGGCGAACGCGACCCCGGAGCUGGCCCAUUUCACAGUCCACGCCUGCCCCAUCACGGGAGGACUCUUGACGGAACUGAUGGAGAAGUCCCUGCCGAAUCUGGACACGAUUCGGAUCUGGAACUGCGAUGGUGUCACUCACGAAGACUACCGACACCUCAAGGACAGGGCCGAACGGGAAAACAUGGAGAUGUACCUGGAGUGGUACAGAUAGCCGAGGCGAUUGCGGAUUGAAGCGUUCGACUCGGAAAGGGAGGAAACUCCGAUGUCUUGUGAGGGGAAUUCGAAUUCGGUUCGGUUGGGGCCAGUUUUUUUGUGGGAUUCAGCCCUCUUCCGACGAUUGCCAAGCGACUCUCGUUCACCAAAGGAAAAUAUUUACAAGUGAUUUAGAUGCGUUUUCUGUAGUUUUUAUGUCCGAUGACAGCAGGGUAAAGAUGCGGGGAAACUCGAUGCUUUUCUUUCCCCCGUAAGAACCCGCGGGUUGGUUUUCUGAUUUCUUGGUGCCUUUCGGCACGAUACAAAUUCCUCUGGAUAGUCACAGGAAGCCCAAUAGUGGAAAAAAUAUUUCGUUGAUUUCCAACUGAUUUGUAUCUCUUCAAAUGGGCUACUUAGGCUUAUCAUAGUAGAUAUACCCUCACCUCCUUGAAUGCACCAUAGAAAUCAAAUGGCACGAUGCAAAACGUGAUACGAAUUCACUUGCAAAUAAUUACAGUCGGCUAUAAUACUAACGUGGCAAGAUACAAGGCCUGGGAGCUUUAUGCGGGUGAACACACUAUAGGUUACCGCCUAUUAUGUAGUCGGAAGGAUCAUUAUACCUUUGGGAUGGAUUCGGUGGGGUACAGACGCCAAGAAGUGAGGAAACAGGGCGCAUCACGAGUCGCGAGCGCUACAGGAAGUCUCUCGAAGAGCAUAUUCGACCAGACGCCAUCCGGGUCGUACCCGUUUCGAUACACCUAUGCAGUGUUUUUAAUUUGAGUCAGAGGAUUUUCCACGUGGAUCGGAAACUUGUGCAUGGGACAUUCCUCAUGGACGAGUGUCGAAGUUGAGAAAAAAUGCCUGGCUCAACUCAAAACACUGUAUCUUGAAUUCUUUGUCGAGUGGGCAAAAAGCGAUUUAGAACUCCUCUUCGCAUCAACUUCCAGGGGCGGGGCACCUCUCCCGGCAAAGUUUGAGGUUCAUUGAAGCGUGCGUGUACGUCAACACAACAAACAAGUCUUUCGAACUUGUGCCUUCCAAAAAGUAUUCUUGUAUCAAUUUACGCUUCUUUUAUGGCUGAACUCUUUGCUUAUCACUGCCGUCUGGUGCUGUUUUGGUCUUCACACCCCAAGUGUCUUACAGGUGAUUUUACAGAUCCAAGCUUUAUACGACGGGUUCGGUCGUUAUAUUCUAGUUAGGAGGUAUGAAAUUAAAAGCGUUCGCAGGGUUACAUGAAAAUCUCUGCGUUGAUGGUAAAAAAAAAAGGUCCGCGCAACAGAUCGAAAGUAUGAAGCCAAUUAUCAUCGGAACUGAUCGGAAGCAAGCUACACGAUCUGAACUUGGUGACGUCACACUGCGAUGGGGGUGGUACCUCCCAUGUCACGUGUCCAAGUUUGCUCGUGGAAUUCAUCUUGUGAACUGUUGGCGGAACCAGUGGGGCCC
Darwinula stevensoni is the source of this 2426-nucleotide messenger RNA. Lineage: Eukaryota; Metazoa; Arthropoda; Ostracoda; Podocopida; Darwinulidae. The record is from the annotation of a GenBank genome assembly.